AUGGGCAGUGUUUCUUCAAAUUCAACUUAAGAUGAGAAUGGUAAUCUGAGUAGUUUACCUAUGCAUAUGAGAAAAAUGGAACUAAAAUUUGACAUUUCUAGAGAGGUAGAUCCAGCUUUAAAAUAGUUGCUAUAUUGUAUUUAAUUUUAUACAUACAGGGUCAUUAUCUGAAAUUCGAGCUGUUUAUGAAUAGUUUUAACGUAGAAAUUCACUUCCUUUCAUUGAUAAAAGUUUAUUCUGUAAAAUAGUUCCAUUUUCACGUCCUAAUGCAGGAUAUAUAUUUGAUAAUUUUUGCAGGAAAUCAAAACUUUUAUCAAUUUAUGAACUCAUUUGUGUUUUAACUAUUUGUUCACAUACUUAACAUAUUCAUAAAAUACAUUGUAAUAAGUAAUUUAAUAUUAGUUUUAUAUAUUGUUUUUGAUUUAGAUUGUAAUGGAAAUAUAAGUUUAAAUGAACUUCUUAUUAUUAUCAAAUCUAUAAUAAUAGGAUAUUGUAAAUUAACAAAUGCAGAUUUGCCUCCUUAUGUUUAAUUAGAAAAGUUUGCAAAAUUGAUGUUUUUAAAGAGUGAUAUACAAAUAGAUAAUUAAUUAGAAUUAAGUGAGUAAGUUAAAUUUGAUAUAUUUAGAAUUAUUGAAUGGUUAGAAAAAGAAAAUGAUAUUGGGAAAGACUUAUUUGCAAUGUAUGAACCAAAAUAGAAAAUCUAAGAGCCUAUUGAGGUUUUUAAAUCAUUUAAAUCAUAUACUGAAUAAGAAGCUUUAGAUAUGUUAGAAAUGAUAACAAAAGCAAAUAAGAAUGAAUACUUUAUGAAAAGUCUAAAUGAUAAAUUAACACACAAAAUUUAAGAAAGGUAUAAAGCUACAACAAAAAGUGUUCGUUAACUCUAAAUUAAAUCUAAAUAAUUAGAGUCUCAUUUUUCUUUACCUAAGAUUUUUACAUUAAUGAAGCCUUCAAUUUUGGAUGAUGAAAUUGAUGAAUUAUAAAUUUUAGAAAAAGCAAUAGGAGAUCAUUCUAGAAAAAUAUAAAGAUAUGAUUCUCCAACUAUUAGAUUUGUUACUUAACGUGAUGGCACUUCUAGAAGAGUGAUUGUUCCUAUGAAAAUUAUAAAAAAUAUCAUAAUAACUAAAGGUUGUACUUUAACAAAAAAUGAAAUUUUUAAAUUGAAGAGUUACUUUGAUAGUCUUUCAGAUAAAAAUUAAGUUAUUAAAGUAAAAGAAUUUACUAAAUCAUUUCAAAAUAAACCACAUAUGAAAAGAGUUACUGCAAGUUUAUAUAAUUAUUUAGAUUCUAAAUAAAGAGGAUUUGUUACUUUUGAUUAAUUAAUGUUGAAAUUAUAUCCUUCAUUAACAUAAGAAUAAUUAAAAAUUAUUAAUUAAUGGAUUCAAUAAUAUAAUGAUGUUUUUGCUAAAAGUUCAAAAGAAAGUUUAGAAAUGGAAUUCUUAAGAGUAGAGAAAUAGCCAACUAAAAGAAAAAGGAUUCUUCCAAAAUAAAGUAUGAUUAGGAUUAAAUAAUUAUUUAAUUUAAUAGAUUAAGAUGGAAAAGGAUGUAAUUAUAUAUUCAAUAUAUUAGUUAUUUCGAUUGAAGAUAUGAAGAAAACUUUUACUUAUGGAUUUACAGAAAAAGAAGUUGAAAAUCUAUUUUAAUAGCAUGAUAAAGAUGGAGAUGGAAAACUAAAUAUGGAUGAUUUAAUAAGAAUUAUUUUACCUCCUGAUUAUGAAAUUGAGUAAGAUACUGAAGAGAAUUCUUGA
Molecule: messenger RNA, 1745 nt
Organism: Paramecium pentaurelia
Lineage: Eukaryota; Ciliophora; Oligohymenophorea; Peniculida; Parameciidae
Source: the annotation of a GenBank genome assembly